GAGUCCAAUGCAAAUCUUUCUCGUUCUUCCUUAGAAAUGUCGGCAGGGAAAUUUCGGUCGAUGAGUUUAAAACGGUUUAUUCGACGGUCAGAGGUUUUAAAACUCUACAGAGAUAUUCUGAGAACUCUCAAACAGGUCUCCAACGAGGAAUACCGCCAGGAACUGAAGAAAUGGGCGAGACGCGAUUUUGAAAAUAGCAGACAUCAAGAUGACGAGGAAGCUAUCAAGAUGCUACUUACUAAGGGCAGAAUGCAGCUGAAGGAACUAACACGAACUCUCCAACUGUCCAGGUAGAUUUGAACAUCUGAUAGCUUUGACACUGUGUAAACAACAGACAAUGUCUUGCACACAGAGACAUUUCCUCCAACAUUAUUAAGUGAAGACAGGACGUUCCAUUGAAUGUAUGCACUCGGGAGUUGCAAAGAGCCGGUACUGGGAUACGAGGCAAUACAACACCUAAAAGCCAAAUACUUUACCAUUGCUGUACCGAGUUCGCUUGCACGACUGAUAUAAAGUGUAUGCAAUGUAUAGGUGUAAUAAAUAAAAAAACACGUAGUGUUUUGCAUCUUAAAAAUA
Molecule: messenger RNA, 576 nt
Organism: Gigantopelta aegis
Lineage: Eukaryota; Metazoa; Mollusca; Gastropoda; Neomphalida; Peltospiridae
Product: LYR motif-containing protein 2-like
Exons: 3
Coding region: 37-294 (85 amino acids)
Cellular component (GO): mitochondrion
Source: RefSeq, a predicted model, not a curated record